GAGGCCUGGUUCCGGCGGCCGCGGUCCGGGUCUGCGCCUCCAGCCGGGCGCCGAGGGCCCCGGGGGCGGCGGUCUCCGAGGCCCUGAGCCGGAUGGUGAGCGCGGCGCGGGCCCGACCCGGGCGGAGGCCUCUUCCUUCCCCUGCGCCCCCCCCUCCCCGCCCUUGUAGUCCGGGGCGGGACUUUCUCCGGUUGCGCGGCCGCCGUUCCCGGACCUUCCCGGGCCUGGGGACGGCCUCUCUGCCGGGGCACUCGUCCUUUGGGCGGUUCCUGGGUCCUCGCAGGCUUCCGACAGGACAUGACUGUGAUGACCUGAGUUUUUGCCUUCCAGUUUAUCGUGAAGAUGAAGGGGAGCUUCCUAGUUGAGCAGACCGUUUAAAGAACAACAACUUGCUACACAUAGUAUUCACUACCCUGGAUCAGAAGAUGAACCCAACUAAUCCUUUCAGUGGGCAGCCGCCUGGGGUUUUUCCAGCAUCUUCCAGCAGUGCCAUAGGAACAUUUCAGGCUAAGCCGCCAUUUCGAUUUGGUCAGCCCUCGCCUUUUGGACAGAACAAUACGUUAUCUGGGAAAACUUCAGGAUUUUCGCAGGUACCCAGCUUUCCAGCAUCUCCCGGAGUAAAUCAUUCUUCUUCAGCACAAGCAUUAGGAUUCUCCCCGACCUCAAAUGUUGGACUUUUUUCAGGACUUGACCACACUCCAGCCUUUGUAGCUGCCUCUGGGCCUUCAAGUUCAUGUGUGUCUGGAAACCCUGGAUUUAGUUUUAAAUCGCCCAACUUUGGGACUUUCCCAAGUACUUCUACAUUUGGAUCAGAAACUGGCGAAAUAGCAAGCUCUGGCUUUGCGAAAACAGAAUUUACCUUUAAACCUCUGGAAAAGUCCGUGUUCAGACCGAUAUUGGGAGCUGAAUCUGAGCCAGAGAAAACUCAGAGCCAAAUUACUUCUGGAUUUUUCACAUUUUCUCACCCAAUUAGUAGUGGACCUGGGGGACUGGCACCAUUUCCUUUUUCUCAGGUGACAAGUAGUUCAGCUACCAAUUCAAAUUUCACCUUUUCAAAGCCAGUUAACAGUAAUAAUUCGUCAUCUGCCUUUACCUCUGCUUUGUCAAACCAAAAUGUAGAGGAAGAGAAGAGAGGCCCUAAAUCCCUGUUUGGAAGUUCUAAUAGUAGCUUCACGAGCUUCCCCAUAUCUUCUGGGUCUUUGGGAGAACCCUUCACAGUCAGCAAAACAGGUGUCAGACAAGGAGGUGAAGAAGGCGUAUCCCAGAUGGAGCCGCUUCCCACCCUCAUGAAAGGACUGAAAAGGAAGGAGGACCAGGAUCGCUCCCCACGGAGACACGUCCACGAUGCCACAGAAGACGUGGACGCUCUGUCGAGGGGGGAUCAUCCUCCAGAUAAACGGCCUGUCCGCCUGAAUCGGCCUCGGGGAGGCACCUUGUUUGGUCGGACGAUACAGGAUGUCUUCAAAAGCAAUAAAGAAGUAGGUCGUCUUGGCAAUAAGGAAUGUAAAAAGGAAGUUGGCUGUACUGAGUCCGGGGAAAAUGACCCCGUGGCCAUCCCAGGAGGGAGUCCGGCUCUCCCGGCACCUUCCCGGCUCCCAGGUGUGAAUAAGGAGGAAGAAGCUGAAAGUAGAGAUAAAAAAGAAGAUUCUCUAAGGGGAACGCCUGGGCGUCAGAGUAAAAGAAGCGAGAGCACAGACAGUCUUGGAGGCUUGUCCCCUGCUGAAAUCACAGCGAUCCAGUGCAAGAACAUCCCUGACUAUCUCAAUGACAGAGCCGUUCUGGAGAAAUACUUCGGUAAAAUUGCUAGAGUGCAGCGCGUCUAUACCAGACGCAGCAAAAAGCUUGCGGUGGUGCAUUUUUUUGAUCAUGCGUCUGCAGCCCUGGCUAGGAAGAAGGGAAAGAGUCUGCAUAAGGACAUGGCUGUCUUCUGGCACAAGAAGAAACUGAGUCCCAAUAAGAAGCCCUUUUCCCUGAAGGAGAAGAAGCCGGGCGAGGGCGCGGCCAGCCAGGGCCCGGAGGACGCGGCCUUCCAGCACUCGCCCCUCGGCAAGCCCGCGGCCAGGGCCGCGGCCGUCGGCCUCCUGAGCAAAAGCUCUCCAGUGAAGAAGCCGAGUCUUCUGAAGACCCAUCAGUUUGAGGGAGACCCCUUUGAUUCGGGCUCCGAGGGCUCCGAGGGUCUUGGGCCGUGUGUGUCAUCUCUUAGUACCCUGAUAGGCACCGUGGCCGAGACUUCUGAGGAAAAGUACCGCCUGCUUGACCAGAGGGACAGGAUCAUGCGACAAGCUCGGGUGAAAAGAACCGACCUGGACAAAGCGAGGACUUUUGUUGGGACGUGCCCAGACAUGUGUCCUGAGAAGGAGCGGUACAUGCGGGAGACCCGGAGCCAGCUGAGCGUGUUCGAAGUGGUCCCGGGGACCGACCAGGUGGACCACGCGGCCGCCGUGAAGGAGUACAGCCGCUCCUCGGCCGACCAGGAGGAGCCCCUGCCGCACGAGCUGCGGCCCUCGGCCGUGCUCAGCAGGACCAUGGACUACCUGGUGACCCAGAUCAUGGACCAGAAGGAGGGCAGCCUGCGGGACUGGUAUGACUUCGUGUGGAACCGCACGCGCGGCAUUCGGAAGGACAUCACACAGCAGCACCUGUGUGACCCCGUGACGGUGUCCCUGAUUGAGAAGUGCACUCGGUUCCACAUCCACUGUGCUCACUUCAUGUGUGAGGAGCCCAUGUCCUCCUUCGACGCCAAGAUCAACAAUGAGAACAUGACCAAGUGCCUCCAGAGCCUGAAGGAGAUGUACCAGGACCUGAGGAACAGGGGCGUGUGCUGUGCCGGCGAGGCAGAGUUCCAGGGCUACAACGUGCUGCUCAAUCUCAACAAGGGGGACAUCCUCAGAGAAAUACAACAGUUCCAUCCUGCUAUUAGAAAUUCCUCCGAAGUGAAAUUUGCUGUUCAGGCGUUUGCUGCUUUGAACAGUAAUAAUUUUGUGCGAUUUUUCAAAUUGGUCCAGUCGGCUUCUUACCUGAACGCAUGUCUUUUGCAUUGUUACUUUAAUCAGAUCCGCAAGGACGCUCUCCGGGCGCUCAACGUCGCGUUCACCGUGAGCACGCAGCGCUCCACCGUCUUUCCCCUGGACGGCGUGGUGCGCAUGCUGCUGUUCAGAGACUCUGAGGAGGCCACAGACUUCCUGAACUGCCAUGGUCUCACUGUCUCUGAUGGCUGUGUUGAGCUGAACCGGUCCUCAUUUCUGGAACCAGAGGGGUUAUCCAAGGCCAGGAAGUCGGUGUUGAUUACCAGGAAGCUGACGGUGUCAGUGGGGGAAAUCGUGAAUGGAGGGCCGUUGCCCCCCACCCCUCGUCACACUCCCGUGUGCAGCUUCAACUCCCAGAACAAGUACGUCGGGGAGAGCCUGGCUGCGGAGCCGCCUGCGGGCGCUCAGAGGCCCGGCUCGGACUCAGGUGGGGGGAAAGGAGAGGCGUGCGGUGCAGAGGCAGAUGUGCCCCUGCCUGCUCUCCAGCAGCCUCUUCCCACCCCUGCACCCACACCGGCUUCUCUGCCUCACCUCCCGGCACCAGCCCCCGGCGCAGCGCCUGGCCUCUUCCAGCCCCUCGUGCAGGCCCCUGUGCAGCCUGAGUUGCUUCCUCCGAGGCCUGCACCUACGUACUCUGAUGCGGACCUGGCUCAGGUGGUGGACGAGCUCAUCCAGGAGGUUCUUCAGAGGGACUGUGAGGAGGUCGGCGCCGCAGGGGCGGCCUUCGCAGCCACAGCGCUGGGUGUUUCCACUGCUGCUCUGGAGGAGCUGUUAACAGCCGCAACCACAGGCAUCCUGAGGCACGUCGCGGCUGAGGAAGUGUGUAAGGAGAAGGAGCGGAAGGAGGAGGAGAGGCGGCGGGCCGAGGAGGAGAGGUCAGAUGCCCUGGGUACAGUGCCCACCAUCUUGAUUGUCGUCUUCCGUAGGGACGCAGUGGAGACAGACCAGAGAAUCCGCAUGGCCCGUUGCUGUGAGGAUGUCUGUGCCCACCUGGUGGACUUGUUUCUUGGGGAAGAAAUUUUCCAGACCGCAAAGGAGACGCUCCAGGAGCUGCAGUGCUUCUGCAAGUAUCUCCAGCGGUGGAGGGAAGCCGUCGCAGCCCGGAAAAAGCUGAGGCGCCAGAUGCGAGCCUUCCCUGCGGCGCCCUGCUGUGUGGACACGAACAACCGCCUGCAGGCAUUGGCACCCAGUGCAGAGUGCCCCAUUGCUGAGGAGAACCUGGCGAAGGGCCUCCUGGACCUGGGCCAUGCAGGGAAAGUGGGCAUCUCCUGUACCAGGUUGCGGUGGCUCAGAAACAAGACGGUGCACCAGAUGAAGGUUCAGCACUUCCACAAGCAGCUGCUGAGUGACGCGGCCUGGACACCCCUAGACCUGCCGGCCCUCGUGGCCGAGCACCUCCCUGGCAGGUGGGAGCGUGUGUUUUGGAAGCUGGUGCUGGUGUUGCCUGAUGGAGAAGAGCAGGCCCCGGGGAGUCCUGGCAGAAUUUUAGCAAACUGGUUACAAGUCAAGUUCAUGGGAGGCGAUGGCUCAGUGGGUGGCCCAGGCGGCGCGGCUGGGCGGAUCCAGACCGUUGCGCUGUUCCAUGCGCUCAGCAGCAAAGGGGGUCAGACCGUCGCUGUCAAUGUGUGUGUAAAGGUGGCGCACGGCGCUCUCAGCGACUACGCCCUUGAUGCUGUGGAGACGCAGAAGGAGCUUCUGGGCGCCAGUGGGCUCAUGCUGCUGCUGCCCCCCCGCGUGGGGACGGAGGACGUGGCGGAGGAGGACGUGUACUGGCUGUCUGCACUGCUGCAGCUCAAGCAGCUCCUGCAGGCCAAGCCCUUCCAGCCUGCGCUCCCGCUGGCGGUCCUUGUACCCAGCCCAGGAGGGGAUGUCGUGGAGAAGGAAGUGGAAGAGGGUCUGAUGCUGCAGGACUUGGUUUCAGCUAAGCUGAUUUCAGAUUACACCGUCACUGAGAUCCCUGAUUCCAUUAACGACUUACAAGCCACAACUAAGGUUUCGCAGGCUGUGCAGUGGCUGGUCUCUCACUGCCCCUGUUCCCUCGACCUUUGCUGCCAGACCCUCAUUCAGUACGUGGAAGACGGGGUUGGCCGCGAGUUUAGUGGCCGGUUUUUCCAUGACAGAAGAGAGAGGCGGCAGGGCGGCCUGGCCUCACAGGAGCCUGGAGCCAUCAUUGAGCUGUUCAACAGUGUGCUGCACUUCCUGGCCUCUCUGGUGUCCUCUGAACAGCUGUGCGACCUGUCCUGGCCUGUCACUGAGUUUGCCGAAGCAGGGGGCAGCCGGCUGCUUCCCCACCUUCACUGGAACGCCCCGGAGCACCUGGCCUGGUUAAGGCAGGCUGUGCUUGGCUUCCAGCUUCCGCAGAUGGACCUUCCGCCCCCGGGGGCACCCUGGCUCCCUGUGUGCUCCAUGGUGGUCCAGUAUGCCUCCCAGAUCCCCGGCUCUCGCCGGUCACAGCCUGUCCUCCAGUCCCAGGUGGAAAGCCUGCUCCGCAGAACCUACCGCACGUGGAAGAGCAAGAGCCAUUCCGGGGGCCAGGGGGCAGGGCCCUCGGUUGCCGAGAUCCCGUGGGAUGACGUCAUUGCCUUGUGCGUCAACCACAAGCUCAGGGACUGGACACCUCCCAGGCUUCCGGUGACGUCGGAGGCUCUGAGUGAAGAUGGUCAGAUAUGUGUAUAUUUUUUUAAAAACCACUUGAAAGAAUAUGAUGUUCCUUUGUCGUGGGAACAAGCCAGGAUGCAGACACAGAAGGAGCUACGUCUGAGUCAUGGGCGUUUGGGGGUAAAGUCUCUUCAUCCUUCAAACAAGUUUCCUGCUCCGAUACUGCGCACGCACCAGAAAGGGAAGAAGAGUGCGGAGCGUGGCCCCGAGGGGCGGGCUCCCAGCACCCGGGAUCUGAUGCGUGGAGCCUCUGCCCAGGAGCUGCUGGCCCAGCGUCUGUCCCGGAGCCUGCUGCUGGAGAAAGAGGAGAGCAAGAGGUUCGAAGAUCAGCUUCAGCAGUGGCUGUCUGCGGACGCAGGAGCGUUGACAGACUUAUCCCUUCCGCUCUACCUUCCGCAGACGCUGGUGUCUCUGCCUCGGGCUGUCGAGCCUGUGAUGAAGUCAGUGACCGCUCCUAACCCUCAGAAUGAAAGGACAAGGGAGCAACCGCAGUUGUCAGAGGCGACAGGCACAUCUGUGACCGAACGGCUGAAGCACCUGGAAAGGCUGAUGCAGAGUUCGAGGGAGGAGGAAGCUGCCUCGGAGCUCCAUCUCUCUGCCCUGCUGGACAUGGUGGACAUUUGAGCUCCAGGACCUGAGAGAGGCAAAGUCUCCCAGAGAUUUUUGCUUUUACUCGAAAUAACGUUCUUCUCAGCUGGUUGGUGCACUGUUGGAAAUGUGAUUAUUAAUUAUGCAAAUAAACCAUUUGAGUGUCUAAUGAGGCCAUCCCAAGU
Suricata suricatta (meerkat) is the source of this 6457-nucleotide messenger RNA. RefSeq names its product minichromosome maintenance complex component 3 associated protein (gene MCM3AP). NCBI's taxonomy places the organism in Eukaryota, Metazoa, Chordata, Mammalia, Carnivora, Herpestidae. Gene Ontology annotation, molecular function: nucleic acid binding. The transcript has 29 exons. Gene Ontology annotation, cellular component: nucleus; cytoplasm; transcription export complex 2. Bases 426 to 6308 code for a protein of 1960 amino acids. Gene Ontology annotation, biological process: mRNA export from nucleus. The record is from RefSeq and is a predicted model, not a curated record.